AUGGUUGUAUCGACGAUACCAGUCAGCAAUAAUGGCGGAAUGGGUACCGCAGAAUUCUUGAGUUUUGCUCGGCAAGUGGUGGUCGGACGGUGGUUCUCGCUUUUUGCUUCCUUCCUUGUAAUGACCGGCGCCGGCAGCUUUUUUUUGUUUCCUCAUUUCUCUAAAGACAUUAAAGAAACGCUCAAAUGUGACCAAACUACACUCAACAAGAUUGGCUUUUACAAAGACCUCGGAUCAAACGUUGGCAUUAUCUCUGCCCUUUUGGGCGGGAUCCUGCCGUCUUGGUGCCUUCUCGUCCUCUCCUCCGCCGUCAACUUCAUUGGCCACUUCAAGAUUUGGGAAGCUGUCACCGGAAAAGUUGUGAGGCCGACCGUUGAGUACUUUUGCUUUUAUUUUGCAGUCGGAGGAAACUCUCAGACUCUAGCCAAUACAGUUGUGCUAGUCACGUGCGUGAAGAAUUUCCCAGAAAGAAGAGGAGUAAUAUUAGGGCUUUUGAAAGGUUUCUUGGGACUAGGUGGAGCUGUACUGACUCAAGUUUACUAUGCCAUUUAUGGUCAUGAUACCAAAUCUCUCAUUCUCUUGAUUGCUUGGCUCCCUUCUUUAAUUUCUCUCAUUUUUGCUUACGCGAUCAGAGAAGUAACAAUCGUUAAACACCCAAAUGAAUUCAGAGUUUUCACUCAAUUUCUCUCUGUUUCCCUCAUUCUUGCUCUGUUUCUCACCAUCUUAAUCUUCCUUCAAAGAGAAGUUCGAUUCGAUGAAUUAACCCAUGUUUCAGUUGUCACUGCAAUCAUGGGUUUGCUUUUACUUCCUCUGUUAAUUGCCAUUAGAGAAGAACUUGUUCAAUGGAAUCUUAACAAAAUCACUAAAUUAAGGAAAUCCCUAACACUCCCUCAAAUCUCUAUUUCUGCUCCAAAAUUAAAUAACCCAUCAUUUCAGACCGAUUCUUUUUUCCAAAACAUUUUCAAUAAACCCAAAAGAGGAGAAGAUUACACGGUUCUUCAAGCAAUUUUGAGCAUUGAUAUGCUCAUUUUAUACAUGACGAUGAUAAUUGGGAUUGGUUCAAGCUUUACAGCUAUGGAUAAUUUUGGUCAAAUCGGUGAAUCGCAAGGCUACUCAAAUGAAUCCCUUGAUUCAAUCAUUUCAAUCGUCAGUAUUUUCAACUUUUGUGGUAGAAUCUUUUCUGGGUUUGCUUCAGAAAUCUUGUUAGAGAAAUUCAAAUUCCCCCGACCGUUGAUGCUCACUUUCACUCUUUUGAUCUCUUGUAUUGGACAUAUCUUAGUGGCUUUUCCUUUCCAUCAUUCUCUUUAUAUUGCAUCAAUCAUAACUGGGUUUGCUUUGGGUUCUCAAAUUCCAUUGUAUUACGCUAUGAUUUCAGAGAUUUUUGGUCUCAAACAUUAUUCCUUUUUGUAUAAUUUUGGUCAACUGUCUUGCCCUAUUGGGACUUAUGUUCUGAAUGUUUUGGUGGCUGGGAAAUUCUACGACCAGGAAGCUAAGACGAGUGCUUAUUCAAGCCAAUUUAAAUGCGAAGGUGAACUCUGUUAUAGAAAUUCUUUCGUCAUUUUGACUGGGAUAUCGUUGUUGGGAGCUGCGAUUUCGUUGAUUUUGGUGAGAAGAACAAGUGAGUUUUACAGAGGAGAUAUAUACAAGAAGUUUAGAGAAGAUAUGGAUUCUUUGAAGACGGAUAUGAAACUUUACGCUAUUGAUUGUAAGAUUAGUGACAAUGUUGUUCGCAGACAGGGUACCACGCCAAUGAGAUGA
Benincasa hispida (wax gourd) is the source of this 1758-nucleotide messenger RNA. Its product is annotated as protein NUCLEAR FUSION DEFECTIVE 4-like. NCBI's taxonomy places the organism in Eukaryota, Viridiplantae, Streptophyta, Magnoliopsida, Cucurbitales, Cucurbitaceae. Gene Ontology annotation, cellular component: membrane. The record is from RefSeq and is a predicted model, not a curated record.